This is a messenger RNA of Salmo salar (Atlantic salmon), 1662 nucleotides long. RefSeq lists its product as uncharacterized. NCBI's taxonomy places the organism in Eukaryota, Metazoa, Chordata, Actinopteri, Salmoniformes, Salmonidae. The record is from RefSeq and is a predicted model, not a curated record.
GAAGUUUUGGUUAGAUGAUUUCUGUCGUACAGUGAAAUGAUUUCAGGGUUGUGAAGUGAGUGAUAGUUAGCUCGUUUUUUUUUGUCCUCUGGAAAUGUUAUGAAACAAGGAUUUAUAGCCAAUUUUUCCAAGUAUCUGUCAGUGUAACGUAUCCACUAGUCUAGGUAGAUGAACAGACUAACUAGAAUCAAUCAACUGACCCUUUUUUUUUUUUUUUCCUUAUCCCCCGAAGGACGUCAUCACUUCAGGUCACUGUUACAUCAGAAGUGACGCUUCCUGUUCUUUUGUUUAUUAUGACAUCACCUCCAGUACCGUUAGCAGAGUCAGGGAGAUACAUUAUGGGAUUUUUUAAAAUGUUCCCGCCGAGUCAGUACUGAGAUGAAUCAUGGGAAACCGACGGAGGAAGAGAGGGCGCGAACACAGAGAUUCUUAUGGGUUUAUUAAGAUCUCUGAGCUGCUGACCCAACUGGCUGUGAGAACCACACCCCCUAAUGGGGCCCUCCCCCGUAACGUCAGCCUCCUCCCCUCCUUCACCCUCCCCUCGGUCCGAGAAACGACCGCCACCACCCGCUCCAAGGCCCAGCUCCCAGAAUGCAUCACGAGACUCUCAGACACCCAGUGUCGGAAGUGGUACCACCAGAGACAAGCCACGCCCUUCUCCGCCUCUAACCCCACCCCAGCCCUUAACCCUAGGCCUGCCCCCAACACCCCGGGACACACCACUGCUCCCGCCUCCGCCAAUAGCAGCCAACCAGGGAGAGAGAGACCCAGCCUGGUUUCCUCUGAUUUGUUUUUCCUGCCCUAUCUUGUGGCAAGGGAGACUGCGAAGGGCUGUGAUUCGCUGUCAUUGGUGAGGGAUCUGUUCCAGAGGGGUGAGGUGUGUCCAGACAUCCUGGGGGUGAAGGAGUGGUCGAGCCAGAGACCUGCUGCCUGGACCAAGGAUACAGCAGUAGCACAACAACGCAUGUCGAUAGAACCUGCGGCUAUACGCACUAGGUCUCCAGUACGUCCUGUGCCAGCUCCACGCACCAGGCCUCCAGUGCGCCUCCCCAGUCCAGAGCUUCCGGCGACGGUUUCCAGUCCAGAGCUUCCGGCGACGGUCAAUGGUCCGGAACCUUCAGCGGGGGUCAACGGUCCGGAGCUUCCAGGUAAGGCGUCCAGUCCUGCUCCAGGGCAGGAGCCUCCCUCUGCGCCGGUGCCCAGUCCAGGCACGGUGCCCAGUUCAGCUCCAAGGCCGGAGCCUUCCCCUGCACCGAUGUCCAAGCACGGCGUCCAGUCCUCCUCCAUGGCCGGAGUGUUCUUCUGCGCCGGUGCUCAGUCCAGAUACGGUGUCCAGGCAGGAGCCUUCAUCGGCACCGAUGUCCAGGCCAGGUCUGGUGUCCAGUCCCGCUCCAUGGCAGGAGCCUUCCUUGACACCGAGGUCCAGUCCAGGCACAGUGUUCAGCCCGGGUCCAUGGCUGGAUCUGUGGGAUGAGCGGGUUCUGCGGCCCGCACCAGACCGGCCACCAAAGCUGGUGGAUCCGCGAGCUGAGCAGAUUUCAAGGUUUACUGCUAACCUACAAAGCAUUACAUGGCCUUGCUCCUACCUAUCUCUCCGAUUUGGUCCUGCACGUACGCUACGGUCACAAGAUGCAGGCCUCCUAAUUGUCCCUAGAAUUUUUA